Molecule: messenger RNA, 3560 nt
Organism: Solea solea (common sole)
Lineage: Eukaryota; Metazoa; Chordata; Actinopteri; Pleuronectiformes; Soleidae
Product: oxysterol-binding protein 1-like
Exons: 17
Coding region: 491-2812 (773 amino acids)
Cellular component (GO): membrane; intracellular membrane-bounded organelle; cytosol
Molecular function (GO): sterol binding
Source: RefSeq, a predicted model, not a curated record
UGUUGUACGGUUUGUGAGUGCCUUUACUAUGAAAGGAGAAUGACCGAUCGAAUCCGGUCUAACGGUGAUUUUGGCUAACUUUAUGCUAUCAGACGAUUUUAGCGGAUUGCCUGUUUCUCCACGGAACUGAAUAGUGUUGCACCGGGUGUAACCAACAAGCUAAUGGUAAGCUAGUUAGAUGUAGCCAGCUAGUCGUAGGUUCUUGUCGGCGUACGCAGAUUAAGAAGACCUAUAUAUGCACGACUACUGUGCGACACAAACGAAACACGUUGUUGUGUUUUUGUGUCACCGGUGCGACACUGCUGGAGCCGACACGUUGUUUUCAUCAUUAAGGUCUUGCUUGUCCUGUUACCUGGUUAGCCCCUUCAGCUAAUCACAGUGGCAUAUGGGUGUCAAAGUUAGCUGUGACUUCACUGGGUAUCUGGUUGCCUGAUCUCACAUUCCGGACACGUCAAGGUUCCUCAAACCUGUAGCAAAUUUUGGGGCUGCCAUGUCGGAGCCAAAGACCCCCACUCCUACCCCAGCUGGUGACACUUACAAAGGAUGGGUAUUCAAAUGGACAAAUUACAUCAAAGGUUAUCAGCGGAGGUGGUUUGUCCUGAGCAAUGGAUUGUUGUCAUACUACAGGACCCAGGCAGAGAUGGGCCACACGUGUCGGGGCACAAUCAACCUGGCCACAGCAACUAUCACUGUGGACGAUGCCUGCAACUUUGUCAUCUCCAAUGGAGGAGCACAAACAUAUCACCUAAAGGCCAGCUGUGAGGUGGAACGGCAGCGCUGGAUCACCGCGCUUGAGCUGGCCAAAGCAAAAGCAGCACGCAUGCAGGCUGAGUCAGAUGACUCUGGUGAUGACUUUUCACCAUCAUCUGCACCUGCGGCCCCGGGACCAGGUGGGAGUUCACAGAACUCUGAGGUCCAGUCUGCUCUCAGAACACUAGGCAGCAAGGUGGAGGAUCUCAGCACAUGCAAUGAUCUGAUCUCAAAGCAUGGCUCUGCCCUCCAGAGGUCUUUAUCAGAACUGGACAAUUUGCGUCUGACUGGAGAGGCUGGGGAUAAGAUUCGUCAGGUCACAGAGAGGGCCACGCUGUUCCGCAUCACCUCUAAUGCUAUGAUUAAUGCUUGCCGAGAUUUUCUGGCUCUCGCUCAGGCUCACAGUAAGCGAUGGCAGAAGGCCCUGCAGGCUGAACGUGAGCAGAGAAUGAGGCUGGAGGAGACUUUGGAGCAACUGGCCAAACAGCACAAUCACCUUGAAAGAGCUUUCAGAGGGGCUGCACAGACUAAUGCUACAGCGGACAAUAAAAGUGCUGUCGGGCCGAGAAAAGGUGAGGCCAGCGAUGAGGAUGAUGACAAUGAAUUCUUUGAUGCCAUGGAGGAAGCGCCUGAGUUUAUCACUGUACCUGCAGACCUGCAAUUCCACAAAUCCAGCAGUAAUAUCAGCGGUUUCAACAGUGAAAUGUGUCCUGAUGAUCAGUCGCUUAAUGACGAGCCUCUUGCGAUGAACCAGGAGUCCCCCUCCCAGGAGAUGGUGCCCCUGAAGAAGAGGCGAAUGCGCAUCCCAGACAAACCCAAUUAUUCUCUCAACCUGUGGAGUAUCAUGAAGAACUGCAUCGGCAAAGAACUGUCUAAGAUCCCAAUGCCUGUAAACUUCAACGAGCCCAUCUCAAUGCUGCAGCGGUUGUCAGAGGACCUUGAGUACCAUGAGCUGCUGGACAAAGCUGCCAAAUGCCACAGCUCCCUGGAGCAGAUGUGCUACGUGGCAGCCUUCUCCGUGUCCUCAUACUCGACCACCGUCUACCGCACGGGCAAACCAUUCAAUCCUCUGCUGGGAGAGACGUAUGAGCUUGACCGCCAGAGAGAGAGUGGCUACCGCUCCCUCUGUGAGCAGGUGAGUCACCAUCCACCUGCAGCAGCACAUCAUGUGAUUUCUGAUCGAGGAUGGACUCUGAGGCAGGAAAUCACUGUUGCCAGCAAGUUCAGGGGAAAAUAUCUCUCCAUAAUGCCUUUAGGCACAAUUCAUGCAGAGUUCGAAAAAGGCAACCAUCACUACACAUGGAAGAAAGUUACCACCACAGUUCACAACAUCAUUGUUGGAAAAUUGUGGAUUGACCAGUCAGGAGAGAUUGAUGUUGUGAAUCACACCACUGGAGACCGCUGCCAUCUGAAGUUUGCUCCUUACAGCUAUUUUUCCAGAGAUGUAGCCAGAAAGGUGACAGGAGUGGUGAUGGACAAAGACGGCAAGGCUCACUAUGUGCUGUCUGGGACAUGGGAUGAGAAGAUGGAAUUCUCCAGAGUGAUGCAGAGCAGCCGAGGUGGAGAGAACGGAACUGAGGGAAAACAAAAGACUGUUUACCAAACACUGAAAGCCAGAGAAGUGUGGAGGAGGAACUCUCUUCCUGAGAGUGCAGAGACCAUGUACUACUUCACUGCUCUGGCCCUGACCCUAAAUGAGCCUGAGGAGAGUGUGGCCCCCACUGACAGCCGGCGAAGGCCCGACCAGCGUCUGAUGGAGGAUGGUCGCUGGGAUGAGGCCAACACUGAGAAGCAGCGGCUGGAGGAGAAGCAGCGCAGCGUCCGACGAGAAAGGGAGAGGGAGGCCGCCAGCCAGCGCACCUCCAGCCAAUCAGAAGAAGCUGUCGAUGAGGAUUCUUUUACUGAUCCCUCCUUAAAAAGUGCACCUCAUGACAAUUAUCAGGCGCUUUGGUUUGAACGCUGUGAGGACCAGAUCACAGGUGAGCAAGUCCAUCUCUAUAAGGGAGGCUACUGGGAAACUAAGGACCAUGGGACCUGGGAGGGAUGCCCAGACAUAUUUUGACCUCUGUGUUAAAUGGAAAGUGCCCCGAAGAGACUGAGCCAACAAAGCUGCCUGGUGGCCUGCUUGUACCCCCCAUGUGGACAGCUGUUUUCCUCCACUGGCUCUCUGUUCUAAGAGAUCUCCAGAAUUGUCACUGCUGUCUCACCCAGAGGGAGCACGGUUUCCUCUGGCUUCUCCUCGAGUCUUAGCGUCUACCCCUUUGUUGCUGUCACACAUCAGAGACGGCUCGAGUGCAACUAUAUUUGGUGCUGCUUUGACUCGGGCCAGGCUGGACACAAAGGGGAGGAUAUAAAAUGGGCAGUGCUUCCAAAUCUGUAGUAGAUCAAUCUUAGUUUCUCUCUGCUGAAAUCUGUUCAGUCUCUCGGCUCCGGAGUGGAAGAGGUUUCAUGCUGAAAAAACUCCCUGUGAAAUGAAAUAAUGUAGUGUACCUGUUUUCAUCCUCAGCAUUGUGUGCUUUGUGAAUAACUCUAAAAAAAAAAAAGUGGGUAAAACCUGGGUAAUAUAUAGAUUUAUAUACAGUAUAAAUAUGAUUUAAAUAAUUUCAUUCAAAUGUCAACUGGUGGCCUUCAACAUGUUAGCAAAGAUUCCUUGUUUAUCUCUUUGAUUUAGUGUCUUAAAGUAAUGAAGUAAAGGUUCUAGUGUGCUUGUGUGUAUGACUGCGUAUCUGUUCUUCCAUCACUUUAUACCUCUGCUACUUUGCAGGUAAAUAAAAAGGAAAAAUGGUUAGUCCAAAUACCAGUUGACCCUU